GCGUACGAGUGUAAGAGGAGUAGUAUCAACGUACGUGUAGAGUGUAGCAAGGCGCAUUGUCGCGAGAUGUACGCCAGCGUGAUUCCGUACUUCCUAGCCGCCUACGUAAUUGUCAACGAUACGUCAGAAUGGACGUUCGGGCCAGAAUACUCGUAUGAUAUGAAUAUCACUUAUAUAAUAAAACCAGACCCCCACGACCAUGUCCACAAGAUACAAUUGAUCUCUACAGUAAAAUGUCGUCCUAAAACAUCAGACACUCUAUUCUGCCAUUUGUAUAAUAUUACGGAAUCGGAAUUAUUCGAGAAUCUGCACAACAUGACGCGGGAAGCACAAACGGAACAAAUAUUUGAGAUUAAAUUUAACGAGCACGGUGUGGAAGGCCUGGUGAUCGAGCCACCGUCUCGCAUGGAAGUCGUGAACGUUCUUCGAAAGAUUGCCACUCAGUUUAACGUGAUUGUCGAUCGGCGAAAGAUUGGCAUGUCGCAAUUUAUGGCCAGGGAAAACUCGACAAUGGGCGAUUGCGCGGCCGCGUACAAGAUCAUGCGUGAAGAACCCGAGAUUGACACGAUCGAGAAAAUAGAUACCGAUUUUCGGCUCAGAAUAUUGCCAUUGGUCGACGCGAAACCUGGGACGACUCUCUCGAUCGAGAAAUCUCGGAUGGGAUGUAUUAAUCCACCGCGAUAUGUCGAUUUUUCAAGGGGAAUCUUAGAUAUGAGGAGAUUUGUCAGCAAAAUACAGAUCAAUUCACACAAAUUCGAAACCUUCACUGAAUUUGAUGGAAUAGUAAGAUUUCCGACUGAAUCCGAAAUUGGGACGUUAUCCUUUAAAGAAAUGAUACAGAUUAAUCUAAACAGCAUUGAACCUGCGCCAAAUAAACUUCCGACUCUGUCCUAUGGCGAACUGAUCGAUUUAAAUACUAACAACGAUAUACCAAGCAAUUUUAUAAAUUAAAGCGACAGUCUAUAU
Messenger RNA from Mycetomoellerius zeteki, 966 nucleotides. RefSeq lists its product as uncharacterized. Gene Ontology annotation, molecular function: lipid carrier activity. Bases 67 to 951 code for a protein of 294 amino acids. The record is from RefSeq and is a predicted model, not a curated record. Lineage: Eukaryota; Metazoa; Arthropoda; Insecta; Hymenoptera; Formicidae. The transcript has 3 exons. Gene Ontology annotation, biological process: lipid transport.